UGGAACAACAAAGCCUACGAUCUCCGGGGUGCCCUCUACAUAAAAGCCUGCCCAUAUCCAUAGUCUGGAAACCGGUCGCAUCGUACUUUCCCGUCCGAUAUUUCAGUUGCGUGGCAUAUACUUCGACAAAAUGGCCGCCGAAAAGCGUGAGAAGCUCGAAGCCCAGAUUAAGUCUGUGGACAUGACCGAGGACAUGCAGCAGGAGGCUAUUGAAGUUGCGACUGAGGCCAUGGACAAGUUUCACAUUGAAAAGGAUAUUGCGCAGUACAUCAAGAAAGAGUUCGACUCUCGCAAGGGCGCUACAUGGCACUGCAUAGUAGGACGGAACUUUGGCAGCUUCGUCACUCACGAGACGAAGCACUUUAUCUACUUUUACCUCGGUCACUGCGCGAUCCUCCUCUUCAAGACUCAAUAAAUUUACCCCUAAAAUCUACCUUCUUUUUUUUGAUGACUCGAACAUGAGACCUGGUGGUUUCAGUCCCAGUGAAUGGGACCUUGUAUUCCGAGUGAUGUAUUAAUGCACUGUAACUUUUUGUUUUUUGUUAUCACAAAAUUUAGCUCCGCACACAUUGCUCAAUGGUAUUUCAUAUCUCUCCCGACGUCUGGCGGUUUAAGAGGGAAAUGGUUAUGCUAAGGGUCGUCCUCAGACAGUUGGAAGUUUCAGCUGUGGAUCUGAUGUUGUGCAGCAGGGGGCUUCUAAUGAAAAUGAAGUAUUUCUGUAGGAGCAUCUGGUAGAUACACGUCUGGAGCAGCUACGAGGGUUCGAAUAAAAUAAACUAUGCAAUUAUAAUGCUAUUAAGACAAUGAUUGCCG
Molecule: messenger RNA, 813 nt
Organism: Paecilomyces variotii
Lineage: Eukaryota; Fungi; Ascomycota; Eurotiomycetes; Eurotiales; Thermoascaceae
Product: dynein light chain type 1
Exons: 7
Coding region: 131-415 (94 amino acids)
Biological process (GO): microtubule-based process; cilium assembly
Cellular component (GO): cytoplasmic dynein complex
Molecular function (GO): dynein light intermediate chain binding; dynein intermediate chain binding
Source: RefSeq, a predicted model, not a curated record